Messenger RNA from Fulvia fulva, 447 nucleotides. Its product is annotated as Golgi apparatus membrane protein TVP18. The record is from RefSeq and is a predicted model, not a curated record. Bases 1 to 447 code for a protein of 148 amino acids. The transcript has 4 exons. Gene Ontology annotation, cellular component: Golgi membrane. NCBI's taxonomy places the organism in Eukaryota, Fungi, Ascomycota, Dothideomycetes, Mycosphaerellales, Mycosphaerellaceae. Gene Ontology annotation, biological process: vesicle-mediated transport.
AUGACGCUCGCGGAAGAGUUCAAGUCGAGGAAUUUCAGCAUAUACGGUCAAUGGACGGGCGUGCUCUGCGUAGUGCUAUGCUUCGCACUCGGCAUAGCGAACAUCUUCCACUUCAACCUCGUAAUCCUCUUCAGCGUCCUCUGCCUUAUCAGCGCCUUCGUCAUAAUCUUCAUCGAAAUCCCGCUCCUCCUCCGAAUCUGCCCAACAUCCCCCAAAUUCGACGCCUUCAUCCGCCGCUUCGAAACGAACUACAUGCGCGCCGCAAUCUACGGCGUCAUGUCCGUCAUCCAAUGGCUCUCGAUUAUCGCCAAGGCGACCAGCCUGAUUGCCGCCGCGGUCGUGCUGCUGUUCGCAGCGCUGUUUUAUGUCCUGGCGGGUGUCAAGGGACAAGAGUUUCAGAGCAGUAAGACGUUGGGUGGGCAGGGAGUUGCGCAGAUGAUUGUUUAG